AUACUGACACGCCUCUUCCAUAUCACUUCAUAUAUUCAGGAAUCGAUGUUUGUGUUGUUUAUAAGAUUUUUGAAAUACGAAAAUUUGUAUUAAUCUGUUUCCAUACGUUUUUAACUGAGCCGUCAAGAGAAGCACUACAAAGAUUUCGGAUAUAUUAGAUUUGUGAACAGCACGCACCAUCUGUCUUAAGUGCAUUUUCCGAAGAAUAAGUACACCUUCUCGACAAUUACCGUUAAGUCCCACUUAGUUCCCGCCUAGAAUAAAUUAGUUCGUCGUUACCUGUUCCAUGUAGUAAAGUUUAGCGCAGAGUUUGUAAUACCAGUUGUGGAUUUUUGAUAUCUUUAAUUUGUUGGUGAAAAUGGAUUUCUUUGGACACCCUGGUGUUGAUUCAGGUGCCGUUGGCCAGCAUGUAAGAGAUGAGUUAGCCGAGAAAUGUCAAAAGCUUUUUAUGGAGUUUUUAGAGGAGUAUCAGGACACAAAAGGGGAGAAGAUUUACCUUAAUGCAGUAAGGGAGUUAAUUCGCCCUGAGAGGAACACGCUAACAGUAAUUUUUCCUGAUCUGGAGCAUUAUAACCAACAACUAGCAACUACCCUACAGGAGGAAUAUUACAGGGUUUAUAGCUACCUUUGUCGAGCUGUGUUGAACUUUGCAAAAGAUGUUGGAAACAUUCCUCUAUCUAAGGAAUGUUAUGUUGCUUUUGCAGAUUUUCCUGCAAGACAGAGAAUUCGAGAACUGACUUCAGCAAAAAUUGGAACACUCUUGCGCAUCAGUGGUCAGGUAGUGCGGACUCAUCCUGUUCACCCUGAAUUGGUUAGUGGGACUUUUCUCUGCCUGGAUUGCCAGUCUGUAAUAAAAGAUGUGGAACAGCAGUUCAAGUAUACUCAACCAAGCAUCUGCAAGAACCCUGUCUGUGCUAACAGGCAAAGAUUCAUGCUUGAUACCAACAAGUCGCGUUUUGUUGAUUUUCAGAAGCUGAGAAUUCAGGAAACACAAGCGGAGCUCCCACAGGGAGCUAUUCCACGCAGUGUGGAGAUCAUUCUGCGAGCUGAAGCGGUGGAAACUGCACAGGCAGGAGAUAGAUGCGACUUCACAGGAACACUGAUAGUUGUCCCUGAUGUUUCUGCAUUGACUGCUAUCCGAACAGAGACCAGUUCAAGGGUGACAGGACCAGAAGGAUUUCAACCUGAAGGAAUACAAGGUCUGAAGGCUUUAGGUGUGAGAGAGCUUUCAUAUAGACUGGCUUUCUUGUCAUGCCAUGUUGCACCAACUAAUCCUAGGUUUGGAGGUAAAGACUUGAGAGAUGAAGAUCAAACAGCAGAAAGCAUUAAAAACCAGAUGACUGUCCAAGAGUGGGAGAAGGUGUUUGAAAUGAGCCAGGACAAGAAUCUGUACCACAACCUGUGUACUAGUCUCUUUCCUACAAUACAUGGAAAUGAUGAGAUCAAGCGAGGAAUCACACUAAUGUUGUUUGGUGGUGUGCCAAAGACCACCAUGGAAGGGACAUCUCUUCGAGGUGAUAUUAAUGUUUGUAUCGUUGGAGACCCAAGUACAUCCAAGAGUCAAUUUCUGAAACACGUUGAAGAGUUUAGUCCCCGAGCUGUCUAUACGAGUGGCAAAGCCAGCAGUGCUGCUGGGCUAACAGCAGCUGUGGUGAAAGAUGAGGAAUCCCAUGAAUUUGUAAUUGAAGCUGGAGCUUUAAUGUUGGCCGAUAAUGGUGUUUGCUGUAUUGAUGAAUUUGACAAGAUGGAUCUGAAGGAUCAAGUAGCAAUUCAUGAGGCAAUGGAGCAACAGACUAUUUCAAUUACAAAAGCUGGUGUUAAGGCCACGUUAAAUGCUCGCACUUCCAUCCUGGCAGCUGCGAAUCCUGUUGGUGGAAGAUACGAUCGUUCCAAAUCCCUGAAACAGAAUGUCAAUCUUUCUGCGCCAAUUAUGUCAAGAUUUGACCUGUUCUUUGUCUUGGUAGAUGAAUGCAAUGAGGUUAUCGACUAUGCAAUAGCAAGACGAAUCAUUGAUCUGCAUUCAAGACUUGAGGACUCUGUUGAACGAAAAUAUUCUUUAGAAGAUAUUCAAAGAUACUUGAUGUUUGCACGACAGUUUCAGCCUAAGAUCACCAAGGAAGCAGAAGAAUUCAUUGUUGAACAAUAUCGACAUCUAAGGCAAAGAGAUAGCAAUGGAGUUGUGAAAACAGCUUGGCGCAUUACGGUUAGACAGUUGGAAAGUAUGAUUAGACUGUCUGAAGCCAUGGCUCGAAUGCAUUGCUGUGAUGAGGUUCAACCAAAACAUGUCAAGGAGGCUUUUCGACUGCUGAACAAGUCUGUUAUUCGUGUUGAGACUCCAGAUGUCAAUUUAUAUCAAGGAGACCAGGAUGAUGAUGGACUAGAAGAUCUCAUGGACGAGAGUGGUUUAACAAAUGGGGAUGAGGCUAUGUUAAUAAAGAAAUCAGAAGAUGCUGUGAAAGAAGCUAUUCCCAAAGUUGCAAUGAAAAUGUCAUUUACUGAGUACAGACAGCUCUCAAAUUUGCUAGUCCUGUAUCUGCAGAAAAUGGAAGAAUAUGAUCAAGAUGCUGUUAGGAAGAGUGAACUGGUCAACUGGUACUUGAAAGAGAUAGAAAGUGAAAUUGAAACGGAAAAUGAACUAAUUACAAAGAAGACAAUAAUAGAAAAGGUCGUUCAUAGACUGAUACACCAUGAUCAUAUCCUGAUAGAAUUGUCCAAAACUGGUUUGAAAGAAAGUGACAUCAGAGUUGAAGAAGAUCCCUUCUUAGUAGUUAAUCCAAACUAUGUGCUUGAUGACUGAUUAUAUAAAACUGCUGGUAUAACUCUAGUUCACUUAAUCAGUUUUAGAAAGGAGUUAAACUACUACUGCUGGCAUGUUUUAUAGUAGAAAAUAUAAUGUUUAAGUUAGUAAAUUAACUGGAUUGGCUUUAACUUAUUUGUAGUUUUAAUAAACUAAUAAAGAUUAUUAUAUUUGUACUAA
Protopterus annectens (West African lungfish) is the source of this 2977-nucleotide messenger RNA. Its product is annotated as maternal DNA replication licensing factor mcm6-like. The transcript has 17 exons. Bases 359 to 2797 code for a protein of 812 amino acids. Gene Ontology annotation, cellular component: nucleus; MCM complex. The record is from RefSeq and is a predicted model, not a curated record. Gene Ontology annotation, molecular function: single-stranded DNA binding; ATP binding; single-stranded 3'-5' DNA helicase activity. NCBI's taxonomy places the organism in Eukaryota, Metazoa, Chordata, Ceratodontiformes, Protopteridae. Gene Ontology annotation, biological process: mitotic DNA replication; DNA replication initiation; double-strand break repair via break-induced replication.